Molecule: messenger RNA, 2469 nt
Organism: Dromiciops gliroides (monito del monte)
Lineage: Eukaryota; Metazoa; Chordata; Mammalia; Microbiotheria; Microbiotheriidae
Product: anillin-like
Exons: 1
Coding region: 1-2469 (822 amino acids)
Biological process (GO): septin ring organization; mitotic cytokinesis; actomyosin contractile ring assembly
Cellular component (GO): actomyosin contractile ring
Source: RefSeq, a predicted model, not a curated record
AUGGCGGAGCUGUCCUUAGGCCCGGCCACAGCCGAGAUCAAGAGACUGAGAAAGCCACUUGAAGAACCCAGCGACAGCCCUUGGAAAGAUGCUCCUUCCCUGGUGAAGUACUGCACCGCUCCCACGAGUAGCCCCACCUCGGGGAAGGGGCAGAAUCCGGAGCUGCUUCCCGAGCCUCCUGCCCGCCCGACUCUGCAGAACGAGCUCGUGAGGCCCGGCCUCGGGUACACUCCAUCCCAGCCCCGGCAAUGCCCGAAAGACCAGACAGUGACUCCAGUGGGAGCAGGCAUCAAGCUUUUCCUGGAGCAUUUCAGAGAAAGUUGCCAGGAUCACAGUAGAGCCAACCGUAUAGUGCCAACCCCGCCUCGAGUUCCCCUCAUCACCCCUAAUAGGAAGGCCCUCCAGGAGAGAUUGUUCAAGCAGAACCCGGUGUCGUCUUCUGCCACCCUCAACCAGCAGCUCAGGCAAGAACGAGGGACGGAAGCCAACGAGGAAACCCCAGGUCGGAAUGGUUUACCAGGACCUCAGACACCUGAAAGGUCUCCCAGCAUCAAGCCUGUGGCUAUCCCUGAAAGCGAAAUGACCAGGUCUAGUACUUUGAAAAUCUCUCUGUUAGAGGAAAAAUCCGCCAAAGUCACUUUGGACCCUGAGGUUGAGAAGCAGAUAGAGGAGCGUGAGGGGGAGAGGACCGUGGGAGAUGAAGAGAUUCUCUACAAUUCCAAUGUCAUCAAUGACGUAGGCCCGCAUCCUCUGGAGAGCAGAGAGGACAAAGACGGCUCCGAGGAGAUGGAUGACCUGUACAUUUCAUCCACGUCGUUACUGGCCUCGUUAGAAAAAAUAAUGAAUGUGAGAAGUUCCAAGGUAUUUGCUUCCUCUUCUAGUUUGGAAGUCAGAGAUAGCAGUGCAAAGGAUGAAAGCCCAAAGGCUGGAAAAGUCCAGAGGACUCGGGUCCCAAGGGCCGAGUCUGAGGAUAGCCUCAACUCUGGAAAUCACCACGUUAUCUAUAGCAUUAAUUCCUACCGCUCUCGCUCUCGGAGAUUCAAAGGGACCGAACGCCCUUCCACAAAGCACAUGAAUGUUCGCAGAGAGGACGUCUCCUCGAAAACGGAAGAGAGGAAGAACGAGCCAUCCCGCUACCAAGUGAAUGUCAAGCAGAAAAUGCAGGAGCUGAACAGAAAGAUCAAUUUGCAGCGGACUGUGAUCUAUCAGGUCUGCCAGGCUCUGAAAUGCUGCACUGACAAGCACUGGAAGGGCUCCUUGGAAGAGGCAGAAGCCGAGAGACUCCUCCUGAUCGCGACAGAGAAGAGAGUGGCUUUGGUUGAAGAGCUGAAUAAACUGAGGGCCCAGGGGCCUCAGCAAUGGCCCAGAGCCAGUCCCACAUCUGGCGAGCUGGCUCCAUCCAGGGUCUCUAUCACGCUCACGGAGUUUCAACUGCCUCUGAAAGCCGAGUUUUUCUGUGACCCUGAUAAAAGAGCAGAAGCAACAAAGUACUACUUAAUUAUGCUGAAAGCAGGGGCCGAGAAUAUUGUUGCAACACCUUUGGUGAGCACUGCAGACUCUCUCACUGGAGACUCUCUGACGUUCAGCACCACGUUCGUUCUGCAAGACAUGUCCAGUGACUUUGAAAUCAGUGUUGAAGUUUACAAUUUGUUCCAAAAGAAAGCUUUCUGGCCGUCUGACAAGAAGAGAAAGACUCCCAAGAUCAUGAAGCGAUUCUUGACCUCCAUCACUUCUAAAAGAAAUCUCCAGUCUUCAAUGAUGGCAAGCCCUGGGAGCCUCGACACUGUGCGCGACAGCAAUUUUGUACUCCUUGGAUCUCACACCCUCUCGCGGUCUUCCAUAGGAAACACCAAAUUUGCUUUGGAUAAGAUACAUUUUAAUGAAAAAGAGCUACAGCUACUGGGUUAUAAAUUCCUGAACAAGAUACCUUUCUUGUGUCCUUUGGAAGGUCAUAUUUACUUAAAAAUAACGUGCCAGGUGAACUUUGUGGAAGAAAAGGGCUUUCUGACCAUAUUUGACGACGUCGGUGGGUUUGGAGCUUGGCAUAGGCGUUGGUGUGUUCUGUCUGGAAACUGCCUCUUUUGCUGGGCUUACCCGGAAGAUGAGAAGCAAAAGACCCCCAUAGGGAGUAUAAACUUGGCCAAUUGUACCAGUCCUCAGAUCAAGCCAGCCAACCGAGAAUUCUGUUCCCGAAGCAAUACAUUUGAAUUAAUUACUGUCCGACUGAAAAGAGAAGAUGACAAAGAGACUCUGGUCAGUCAGUGCAGAGACACAGUCUGUGUCACCAAGAACUGGCUAUCUGCUGAUACUAAAGAAGAAAGGGACCUGUGGAUUCAGAAACUGAAUCAGGUCCUAGUGGACAUCCGCUUCUGGCAGCCUGACACCUGCUUCAAGGCUGUGGGGGAAGGCCUGAACCCCUAUGGGAGGGAGCCGGGACUGGUUCUUGAUGCCAGUAGAGGCAAGCACUGA